Molecule: messenger RNA, 492 nt
Organism: Pocillopora verrucosa
Lineage: Eukaryota; Metazoa; Cnidaria; Anthozoa; Scleractinia; Pocilloporidae
Source: RefSeq, a predicted model, not a curated record
GAAAGCAAAGAUGGCGGUAACUUUAGUGAAGGUUGCUGGUAAGUUUAUUAUUGGCGGCCUUGCAUUGUAUGGAUUGUCAGAAGUGUUAAGUUCACAAGACGACACAAUAAAACAGCUCUCGAUGAUUGACAGUAAAACUCGUCAAAACAUUCCCGUUAAUUUACCUGAGCUUCCAACAACUACAAAAAUUAGGCAGUCUUGGAAUAGUGGAGUGCAGAGAGUUUUUGGGGGACUGGAGCAAGUACCAGUAGCAGCAUGGGAGUUGGGCAAAAAGGGAGCUUCUAAUGCAAAAGAAUUCAUCAAAGAACAAAUGAAAUAAGGGUUAAAUACCUGCCAUUUGUUGUCAUAAGUUAUGACACUCACAUUAGCUAAAUGAAAGAGAGUGAUCAACUUAAAAGACCUUGGAGAUGUUGAUUGAGAGUUGCCUAAGUCCAGCUGCUAUCACAAAAUUCUCAACUCUCGUUUAUGUAUUAAACUGAAGUUUGUUAAGUG